UAUGACGCAGAAAAAGCUGGUCAAGCGUGCAUUUUCUCUUUUUCUGUCAGCUACAACCAAAGACUUGUAUGCCAAUCAGUAGAUUUCAAAACUGAGGUCAUGGCAGUGAGCAUGGGCCUGCUACGUGCUUUGCUGUGCCGGCCCUCGUUGCUACAGCUCCGAUCUCCUGCAGUGGCUCUCAGCAGAGGCAGGACACCAGUACUCUGUCCUGGGCCAUCCCAUUUCAACACUGCAUGUAGCCGUCAUUUUGCUACUAAAAAGGCCAAAGCCAAGGUAAAGGGCCAAGCUGUUAAGGUGAAUAUUAGUUCAGCCCUGGUGGAAGACAUCAUCAAUCUGGAUGAAGUGAAGAUGGACAUGAAUGCAGUGCUAGAUGCUCUCAAAAAUGACUUUACACGCAACCUCAGCAUCAGGACCUCCCCAGGAGCUCUGGAUCACAUUGUGGUGACGACUCAAGAUGGGAAGUUCCCUCUGAACCAGCUGGGCCAGAUCUCCAUGAAGUCCCCUCAGCUCAUUGUGGUCAAUAUGAGCAGCUUCCCCGAGGUGACUGCAGCGGCCACUCGCGCCCUGAGAGAGAGCAGCAUGAACCUGAACCCUGAGGCGGACGGGACCAUCAUCAAAGUGCCCGUUCCCAAGGUAACGCGUGAACAUAGAGAAAACUUGUCUAAACUGGCUAAACAGUUCAGCAACAAGGCUAAAGACUCAGUGAGGCGAGUGCGCACUAAUGCUGUCACACAGGUCAAAAAGGCCAAAGAAGGCCAAUCUGAAGACAUAAUACGACUUGUGGAGAAACAGAUUCAGCAGAUGGCGGACAGCAUUACAGUGGACAUUGACAAGCUCCUUGCAACCAAAACCAAGGAGCUGCUGGGCUAACUUCGACAGUAACUGAGGACAUAAUACUUUUCCAUAAUGGAUCGAAAUGGACAUGUAGACACUUUGGAUUUUUUUUUUUUUUUUUUUUUUUUGGUGACUACAUACAGAUUUGGCCUUUUCCUUGUAGACACCAUUUUUUAAUUCCUGCCCACAUCCCUGGCAUCUCUCCUUUCCUCUUAUGGGGCAAAUCUAUGUUUAACAGUUGAAGCAUAAACAGACACUGGCACAGACAUGCAUCAGGGACACAGCAGUAGUCACCUACCUCCUGCCUUGUUACUCUUCUGUCUUCAAACAAACACCAAAGGAGGGACGAAUGGACUUUUAAUGGGAUUUGUGGGCUCCUCCUAAUCAAACCCUGUGCCACAAGGGCUGUCUGUUUAUAUAAAACCAGUGCUCCCGUCUGUGUGUAAGAUGUGUUUUUUUCUUGGUGAGGGUGAGAGGCAGAUUCUAGAAUUCACAUGGAACAGUGUGAUUAGCUUGUUGCCAAACAUUUGUUUCACAUUGAUGCUAAGUCUGUUGAAAAUGCACUUAGGGAAAUGGGCUGCCUUUUGUUCCUGUUCAGGAUUGAUAACAUGGUAACUCCUUCUACAAAGAACUCCACAACAAAACAAUAUUAAUGAAAUCCAUUAAAGAAACCCAACAUGC
Molecule: messenger RNA, 1515 nt
Organism: Periophthalmus magnuspinnatus
Lineage: Eukaryota; Metazoa; Chordata; Actinopteri; Gobiiformes; Gobiidae
Gene: mrrf
Product: mitochondrial ribosome recycling factor
Exons: 7
Coding region: 100-870 (256 amino acids)
Biological process (GO): translation
Cellular component (GO): mitochondrion
Molecular function (GO): ribosomal large subunit binding
Source: RefSeq, a predicted model, not a curated record